Xenopus tropicalis (tropical clawed frog) is the source of this 4229-nucleotide messenger RNA. RefSeq names its product ubiquitin associated protein 2 (gene ubap2). NCBI's taxonomy places the organism in Eukaryota, Metazoa, Chordata, Amphibia, Anura, Pipidae. Bases 232 to 3627 code for a protein of 1131 amino acids. Gene Ontology annotation, cellular component: nucleus; chromosome; cytoplasm. The record is from RefSeq and is a predicted model, not a curated record. The transcript is spliced from 28 exons.
GUCACCCCUAGCAACCGGCGGCGCAGGCUGUGUCGUCAUCGUGGUGCGCCGCUAUUAUCGCCUCCGCUCCUCCCUCAGCCGGCGGAAAGCAGGACAAGGAGCGCAGGAGCAGGCUCGGCUUUAGAGCGGUUUGUCUGGGAGCUCCGGGGAUAUUUCUCGUCCGGGAAUCGGGCGUCGCGGUAGGAAACAGAUUUUCUAUUUUGUACAUACAUUGUUUUGUAUAUACUGUAUAUGAUGACUUCGGUGGGAAAUGAACGAACCCGGGUCACUCGGGAAAAGCCACAGAUUUCAGCUCCACAGACACAAACCCAGAAACAGGUACAGGCAACAGCUGAGCAAAUUCGCCUCGCACAGAUGAUUUAUGACAAAAAUGAUGCAGAGUUUGAAGACAAAGUGAAACAGCUCAUGGAAGUCACAGGAAAGAACCAAGACGAAUGCAUAGUGGCGCUUCAUGACUGUAAUGGAGAUGUCAACAGAGCUAUAAACAUACUGCUGGAAGGCAAUUCAGAUACAACAUCUUGGGAGACCGUUGGGGGUAAAAAGAAAAGCAUUGGCAAAGAGAGCUCUGAAAACAAAGAAAACAGAGAAAGGAGAGGUGACAGAGAAAUGAGCCGUGGCCGUGGCAGCUCCAGUAGGCGAGGGCGGGGAGGAAGCCGUGGCAGAGAGUUUAGAGCAGAAGAAAAUGGCGUAGACAUUGGCCCUGGUGACAGACCUUCUGACCGUGGCAGGCGAGGUCGUGGCAGAGGAUUUGGAGGCAGGGGCAGAGGAAGAGGAUCGGGAAGAUUUUCUGCACAAGGCAUGGGGACGUUUAACCCAGCAGAUUACACAGAACCAACUGCCAAUGAUGGUGUUGCAAAAACAGACGUUUGGGAAACUGGCCAGAGUGAUUGUGAUGAUGGAACAGAGAUUUCAGGCAGUCCAUUCUUGCCUCCUCUGAAAGGUGCGUGGCGGAGUUCCCUAGAGGAGUGGACAACGGAAGACUGGAAUGAAGAUCUUUCGGAAACCAAGGUUUUUACUGCAUCUUCAGUUCCCACAGAAAAUCACAUCACCCCAGGUCAAAGCAUCGACUUGGUUGCCCUACUUCAGAAGCAGCCAUCCGGCACAGAAACGGAUUCUGUUACAUUCGAAGCCUCUCAGCAGCAAAACUACGGCCAGGCUCUGGUUUUUACAAACUCUCAGCACAGCUCUCAGAUCACCCCAGUUGCCACCACCACCUCCAAUGCCGUUAAUAGUUACUCUCCGCAAAGCCUUUCGUCUGUCCUUGGCUCUGGGUUUGGUGAACUUGGUUCUUCCAAGCUGACAAACUCUCCCGGGUCCCAGAUACUUGAACAGCUGAAAAGUCCAGGUUUGGGGCAGUUCACAAAUCAAACCCCCCAACAAAGCAGCACUGGUACAGCAGCGUCUACUUCCUGGGAUAUUAAGCCCACUGGCCCACAGUCCUCGGUCCUAGGUCAAUUCGAUUUCAAGUCCCAGCCUGAGCCAUCCCCAGUAUUGAGUCAACUUACUCAGCGUCAACAUCAGGCCGUCCCCGUGCCGCCCCCGGGCCUGGAGUCCUUCACUUCCCAGGUCAAGCUCAGAGAGACGUCCCCUGUGGACAGCUCCAGCGCAGUCAGCAAAAUGUUGCAACUUUCCAACCUGUCACUAGAUACUCAGACAAUCUCAGCGCAACAAACACAGCAGCAAAAACAGCUCAAACCUCAGAAACGGCGGAUACCUCCAACCUCGAAGGUGGGCAUCCAGGAAAUUCCUGCGUCGGCUGUGGAGAUGCCAGGAUCGGCCGAUGUCUCCGGGUUAAACGUGCAAUUUGGAGCCCUGGAAUUUGGAUCAGAACCAUCGCUGGCAGAGUUUGGGUCAAAUUCAAGUCCAGAUACUGCAACCCAAACGCCUAGCAACUUGUAUUCGAAAACCAUAAGUGACUCCCUGAAUACCCCUCUGCCAAUAUCCAGUGCCGUGCAGGAGCCAAGUUACACCCCAACUGUCAUUGCCACUUCCAGCCUCAGCAGCUCCUCGCAGAGCACCAGUCCGGUGACCGCAACUUCCUCUUCCUCCUCCUCUUACGACCAGACAUCUGUGCAUAGCCGGGUAGCAUACCAAAGCUCCAUGCCUCCUGCAGAGGUGGUGCCUGUCACUAAUGGACACAAUGGAAUUCGGGCGCAAACAACUCUGAGCUCUACACCUUCCGUCCAGCCUGUGAAGCCUGAAAGUUCCCCCCCAAGCCUCUCGUCUGUAGGGUCCCUUCCCAGCACAGUCCCCACCACCUCCUCUCUGCUCCCGUCGGCGCCUCAGCACUCAUCUGCUGUCUCUCUCUCAAGCCUCCCACAGCCGAGCGACCUCUCGAGCACCCCUCUCUCUCAGCUCAACAGCACUUUGUCUGGGCACCAGAACAGCCUUCCUGCAGCCUCAGUACUGUCAUCUACAGCCUCCCACUCACACACAAGUGUUGAGAGCACCGUGUCCCUGCAGCCCUCCGCCACCUUUUCCACCGCUUCAACGUCGGCUACAAGCACCACCUCUGCUGUGGUCAGCAUGGCGAGUACGAUGAACAGCAUCAACACUCUGGGCCUCACUGCGCCCAGCAUAAGCAUGCCCGCAGCCACAACGCGGACUGCGCCCCUGGUUACGUCAGGAAAAGCUCCACCAAACCUUCCUCAAGGCGUCCCCCCACUGUUACACAACCAGUACAUUGUAGGACCGGGAGGGUUACUACCUGCAUACCCACAGAUCUACGGGUACGACGAUCUCCAGAUGCUCCAGUCCCGGCUGCCUAUGGAUUACUAUGGAAUUACAUUCCCAGCCCCAGCCACUCUUACAGGCAGAGACGGAGGCCUUGCAAGCAACCCAUACUCAGGUGAUGUAGCAAAGUUCGGUCGCGCCGAUUCUGCGUCCCCAGCACCGGCCACAACAUUGGCUCAGCCCCAGCAGAACCAGACCCAGACCCACCAUACAGCUCAGCAGCCUUUCCUGAACCCCACGCUGCCCCCCGGCUACAGCUACACAGGCCUGCCCUAUUAUGCUGGAGUUCCCGGGGUACCCAGUGCGUUCCAGUACGGACCUACCAUGUUUGUACCUCCAGCAUCAGCCAAACAGCACGGGGUUAAUCUUAGCACCGCCUCCACUCCCUUCCAACAGGCCGGAGGCUACGGGCAGCAUAGCUAUGGGGCAGGUUAUGACGAUCUGACGCAGGGAACAGCGGCUGCCGAUUACAGCAAAGGAGGCUACAGCGGCUCGUCUCAAGCACAAAGCAAGUCGGCUGGGACCGGGCCUGGGAAAGGGGUGUCUGUGAGUUCCAGUAACACGGGAGUGCCUGAUAUCAGCGGCUCUGUCUACAAUAAAACUCAGACUUUUGACAAACAGGGAUUCCACGCAGCGACGCCCCCUCCCUUCAGCUUGCCUUCGGCACUCGGAUCCACCGGGCCCCUAAACCCGGGCGCGGCCGCCGGAUACGCUCCAGCCCCGUUCCUCCAUAUUCUGCCGGCUCAUCAGCAGCCUCACUCUCAGCUGCUGCACCACCACCUCCAGCAGGACGGGCAGGGCGGCUCGGCGCAGCGCACCCAGCCCAACGCCAUGCAGCAGAAGUCCCAGGCUAACAAGACGGCCUACGCCAGUUCCCCAUACUGGACAAAUUAACCCCUUCCCGCGCGCCGCGCAGCUAAAGGGAGAGUCCGCUAGAGCCCAUUCCUGGACACCACCAUUCGUUCGACAGAAAACACAACUGUGAUGAGCCAAUACCGUCUGUGCGGGGGAGGAGCCUGCGCCUGGUCGGUGUGGAAAUGGCCGCUUUCUUUUUGGUUUGCUGUUGUAUGUAAUAUAUUUAUGUAUGUAUUUGUAAAUGUAAUAGAGCCUAAACGUGGUUUCUCUGCAUUUUGCAGCCUUUUUUUUUCUUUGUAGGGGGCAUUUGAAUUAACACCCGCAUCAGUGCAAAUAUAUAUAUAUAUAUAAUAUUUUUGUUUUAAGCUCCUUGGUUUAUAAGGAAAGUGCCAUUUUAAAAGAAAAUAAACACAAAAACAAGCGAAAGCCCCACUUAUUUAACGACUCAAAGGAUCCAUCAUGUUUGCCCCUUUGUUUUCCCUUUUGUUUGCCCUUUGUCCCCCCCCCCCCCCCCCCAGCCAUUGAGCAGAGAUUCCCAGUGUUUAUAGGAAAGAAAUGGUCCCCUCGCCGUGUCUCCGCCUCCCUCUCAUCUCCAUCACAUUUCUUUUUUUAUUUUAAAUAAAAACAAAGUAACUUCUGCA